Molecule: messenger RNA, 1617 nt
Organism: Eptesicus fuscus (big brown bat)
Lineage: Eukaryota; Metazoa; Chordata; Mammalia; Chiroptera; Vespertilionidae
Gene: TMEM177
Product: transmembrane protein 177
Exons: 2
Coding region: 80-1015 (311 amino acids)
Source: RefSeq, a predicted model, not a curated record
GCGCCACCCCGCGCUCACGUUGCGGCGUCCCAGGCUGCGGCGGUGGAGGCGGAGGAGGUUUGCAGCAGUCGCAGCGUCCAUGGCAGGUCCCCUGUGGCGGGCCGCAGCGUUUGUGCAGAGACAUAGGACAGGCCUAUUGGUGGGUUCCUGUGCAGGCCUGUUUGGGGCCCAGAUCUUGUACCACCUCUUCCCAGAUCCGGUGGUUCGAUGGCUGUACCAGUACUGGCCUCAGGGCCAGCCAGCCCCGCUCUCCCCGAAGCUUCAGAGACUUUUCCAAGAGGUGCUGCAGGACGUUGGCGUCCCGUCGGGCCAUUGCUACAAGGCCUUCACCGCUUUCACCUUCCAGCCGGUGAGUGCUGGCUUCCCAAGACUCCCUGCUGGGGCCGUGGUGGGCAUCCCCGCCAGCUUCCUGGGUGACUCAGUGACCAACACUGACCGCCCUGUGAUUGUACACGGGCAAAGAGUGGACUGGAAAAGCCCAGAAGGUACCCGGCUGAGAGACGCCCUGACCCUGUCCCAUGAUGCCCAGAAGUUUGCCUUGGCCAGGGAGGUGGUGUACCUGGAGAGCGGUACAGUUGCCCUGCAGGCCCUGCCGGCCCCAGCUUGUCUGGCAGGCACUUGGACACUGGGCAUAAGUGCCAAGCAUGCCCUGGGGCUCUAUGGAGGCCCCAUGAACUUCAGAGUUGCCUUCAACCUGGUGGCGGCAGUGGUAGGCUUUGUGGCUUACGCCUUCUCCACAGACUCUCUCACUCAUGCCCUGGAAGCCUGGCUGGACCGCCGCACAGCUUCCAUGUCUGCAGCCUAUUCCCAGGGUGGAGUGGAGUUCUAUGAGAAGGUUCUGUCUGGCAACCUGGCCCUGCGCAGUCUCUUGGGUCCACCCGGAGAGAAGCUGUAUACGCCCAGUGGGAACAUCGUCCCCCGACAUUGGUUCCGCAUCAAACAUUUACCCUACACGGCCCGCCGGGAUUCCAUGCUGCAGAUGUGGAGGGCGACUCGCAACCCAGGCCACUCCUGAGGGGUUCAUCCCACGGACAGUUCCAGUUCGUGCAGGCACAACCCUGCCAUUGACCCUGGGGGCUCUCCACACCCACAGCCCAAUGUUUUUGGAAUCAGGCAGCCUGGAUUCUACCUCAACCCACCUCUUAUGAUCUGAGCGACCUUGGGCACAUCCCUUUAUGAAUCUGAGCCUUGGUUUACUCCACUGUAAAAUGGGGAUGAUGUACACUUCUGGCAGGAUUGUGGGGUCCUCUGGCAAAAGGGGUGUGGCAUAAAUAAAUGGGAUGUCCCUCCUUCUAGGUCUUUGAAACCUGUAGACUGUGGGGAUGAGGUAAUACAUAUCUCACCACCAGAGGUGCUUGCAGGAUGUGAACACUCCUACAGCGAAGAACCACCCGUGGUUUGCCUGUUGGUCAGAUCCCAGUUUCCUUCUGUGGUAGAGAUUAAAAGCUUUGAGAGGGUGCCCAGCCAGUGUGGUUGAGCAUCGACCCAGGAACCAAGAGGUCACCAGUUUGAUUUCCAGUAAGGGUACAUGUCCGGGUUGCAGGCUCAAUCCCCAGUAGGAGGUGUGCAGGAGGCAGCCAAUUGAUGUUUCUCUCAAUAUUUCUAUCUCCCCCCUCU